GAUUGUAAUUCUGAGAAAGUACAGCAAAAUGUAUGUCAUGAAUUUCACAAUCAUAUUGUUCAUCCAACUUAUAGUGUUAUGCGGAAGUGCCGUAGUUCCAGGUUGCGAGAUAGAUCCUUUUGUCUCGAAUGCACCAUUGCUAAUAAGAUCAGGGACAUCCAAAAUACUGUAUCCUUCAUACAACAAAACCACCGUAAGAUUCAACGUGGGUGACACUGUGGAGUUUUCAUGCCCUCAAACAACACUCCUAGUGGACGGUGCAAGAACCGAAUCAAUCGUAGAAGCAACUUGCAUAUCCAACCAGCUGUUCCGAUUGACAGGCAAGAAAUUCCUCUGGAAUCAAAUAUCUUGUGACAAAACUCCAGUAUCGACUAGUAGAUUCGUCACUGGGAGCUGCGGCAGUAACACUAGGCUAGCCGAAAUCGGCUUCCAAUUAGACAGCACAAGAUUUCUACACACGAUGACUGUUUGCUUCAACACCAAAACCCAAUCUUCACUCUGGUGCCAAACCGAGAUAUCCUCCAACAUAGCUUCUCGUGUAUCAGGUACACCAAGACCAUACUUUUUCCAAGACGAAGGUUUCUACAACUUCACAGUCAACAAUUUUUACACCAGAAGCAGGCAGCGCAAGACGAUCAACAACCUAUUGGGUUUGCCGAACAAUUCCCUCAAGUAUAUCGACAAUGGGUCUCUGUAUUACUUGGCAAGAGGUCACCUGAGUGCUAGAGCAGAUUUUGUUUAUGCAGCCCAGCAAAACGCCACCUUCAAGUACAUCAAUACCGCGCCACAUUGGCAAUCUUUCAAUGGAAGAAACUGGAACAUAGCCGAAGCAGAUACGAGGUCCUAUGCCAGCUCCCGCAAUGUGAGCUUGCAAGUCUGGACUGGCACUUACGGCAUAGCUACUCUACCCCACGAAAAUACUAGACAACAAGUAGAUUUGUACCUUUACGUGAACAAUGGAGAUAAAGCUAUGCCAGUGCCAGCUAUGUUUUGGAAGCUGGUUUAUAAUCCUGCGGACAGGAGAGGGGUGGUUCUAAUUGGUCUGAACAACCCGCAUCAGUCAGAUGUGUCGAAGAAUAUAAUUUGCGAUGAUGUUUCUAGUAAGAUGACUUGGCUCAACUGGAACGGGAAGAAUAUUGACCAAGGAUAUUCGUAUGCUUGUAAUGUCGCUAGCUUCAGGAAGGUUGUCGCUUAUGCUCCAAGCCUUCCUGUAUCAGGAUUGUUAAUUUGAUUUUCGAAUUCGACGUUGUUUUUUUCUUAUAUUCUUUCCAUCUUUUGAAUAAGAAAUAGGUUGAUACGUGAUAAACAAGCAGAAUAU
Phaedon cochleariae (mustard beetle) is the source of this 1318-nucleotide messenger RNA. The record is from the annotation of a GenBank genome assembly. NCBI's taxonomy places the organism in Eukaryota, Metazoa, Arthropoda, Insecta, Coleoptera, Chrysomelidae.